GGUUCGCGUCGGUUAAAGCGAGACCGUCCCCGCGAGUCUAUCCUGUCCGCUACGCCGUGGACUCCGCUCUGCCUCGCGCUGCCCUGCGCCAGUCGCGCCGCCAUGCGUGCACCGCCAGCAGCGCUCGGCGUCCUCCUGGCCUCGGCCGCCCUCCUCAUAGCCUGCGCUUGGGCAACCGAGGAAGAGGAUGAGGAUGCCAUCCUCGGUUCACUGAAAGAAUGCAGCGAAAAGGUCAAUCCAUCCGAGGAUGAUCUGACAGAGGUGUCCAAAGGAGAUUUAAAAUCGGACAAUGCCAAGACUGUCAUAUCGUGUUGGUUCAUGGGGGCAGGAGUGAUGCGUGAGAAGAUGUUCCAAAAGGACAGGGCAGUUACGUUUCUUCGCGCGCUCACGCCAGGGGAUCCCAAGAAUGACAACGUCGCUCUAAUGAAGAAGUUGGCGGACAAGUGUGACGGCUCAGUCAACACUCUAUCAAUGGCUGACAAGUCGGACGUGGAGGCGGCAGUGAUCAUCUACAACUGCUUGGUGAAGGAGGGGCGCGCGAUGCGGCUGUCGCUAGAAGAGGGCAAUGGUCCAAGCAAUGCUACAUCGUCAUAGACUUGAGAUCAUCACAGGAGCCACUGCUGAGUGCCUGUUCGGAUUAUUGUGUCAGCCGGCCGCACCACGGCGCCGCGGGCGGGCCGCCCUCCCUACUAAGCAGCAGGCUAGGCUGCCUACCUACCGGCGCCUACAUCGUCGCCUAGGGGGGCGCGCACGUGUGUGGGUGUGGAGUUGCAGGAAAUGUCACGAGCAAAGGUUUCCAAUUAAAAGCACUCUUUUAUUGA
Molecule: messenger RNA, 821 nt
Organism: Frankliniella occidentalis (western flower thrips)
Lineage: Eukaryota; Metazoa; Arthropoda; Insecta; Thysanoptera; Thripidae
Exons: 7
Coding region: 103-594 (163 amino acids)
Molecular function (GO): odorant binding
Source: RefSeq, a predicted model, not a curated record